This is a messenger RNA of Alligator sinensis (Chinese alligator), 1323 nucleotides long. Its product is annotated as squalene synthase-like. Bases 59 to 1057 code for a protein of 332 amino acids. Gene Ontology annotation, molecular function: squalene synthase [NAD(P)H] activity. Gene Ontology annotation, biological process: farnesyl diphosphate metabolic process; cholesterol biosynthetic process. Lineage: Eukaryota; Metazoa; Chordata; Crocodylia; Alligatoridae. Gene Ontology annotation, cellular component: endoplasmic reticulum membrane. The transcript has 6 exons. The record is from RefSeq and is a predicted model, not a curated record.
UCAUGCCGUUUGCAUAUUCUAUUUGGUUCUCCGAGCCCUGGACACCAUAGAAGAUGACAUGACCAUCAGUUUAGAAACUAAAGUCCCAAUGCUGCACGAGUUCCACUCCUACCUGUAUCAGCCAGAGUGGAGGUACACCGAAAGCAAGGAGAAGGACAAGCAAGUACUGGAGGACUUCCCCACGAUUUCCUUGGAGUUCAGGAACCUGGCCGAGGUGUAUCAGGAUGUGAUCACUGAUGUUUGUCGUAAGAUGGGAGUGGGAAUGGCGGAGUACUUGGAAAAGAAGGUCAACUCCGUGCAGGACUGGGACAAGUAUUGCCACUAUGUUGCCGGACUGGUAGGGAUUGGUCUUUCCCGUCUCUUCUCUGCUUCGGAGCUUGAAGACCCUAUCGUAGGACAGGACGUGGAGCUUGCAAAUUCCAUGGGGCUUUUCCUGCAGAAAACCAACAUCAUUCGUGAUUAUUUGCAGGACCAGCUGGAGGGAAGGGAAUUCUGGCCCAGAGAGGUUUGGAGCAGGUAUGCCAAGAAGCUCUCGGAUCUUGCCAAACCAGAGAACGCUGACAUGGCCGUCCAGUGUCUGAACGAGCUGAUCACAAACGCUCUCCACCACGUCCCUGAUGUCCUCAAGUACUUGUCCAGACUCAAAAACCAAAGUGUCUUCAACUUCUGUGCUAUUCCACAGGCGAUGGCCAUUGCCACGCUGGCUGCUUGUUACAACAACAAACAAGUGUUUAGGGGUGUCGUGAAGAUUCGGAAGGGACAAGCUGUUACCAUGAUGAUGGAUGCCACAAAUGUGCAGGCCGUCAAAGCUAUAAUAUACCAAUAUGUGGAAGAGAUCUACCAGAAAAUCCCAAGCACAGACCCUUCUUCUAACAAGACCCAGCAGAUCAUCGCCUCUGUCCGGACAAUGAGUUUGCCCAGCAGCACCAUUGUGUCCCGUAACCAUUAUUCCCCCAUCUACCUAUCCUGCGCCAUGCUUUUGGCAGCGCUGAGCUGGCAGUACCUUAGCGCGAUGUCGAAGACGUCGGAGGAGUACAUUCAGGCCAGCGAGAACUGAGGGCUGGGGGAGACUGCAGGUUGGCAAUUGGGCAGUGUUGGGGACUGUGUCCUGUGUGUCUUCCCGGUGGGCUGUUAUGCUGCAGACUUUCCAGCUAGCAUGUGCCCUUGGAGACUGAUGCUAUGAAUGAAUCAGGAUGUCUGGAGGUGCCAUUUAGCCCCAAAAUGUUGUGAGGUAAGCUGGCUUGCUAGACCGUGGUUACCCUUCCCAUGCCAGCAACCUGGUGUCAUUGAGGUGAACAAGUUAGAUAGAAGUUUUGUGUUUGA